This is a messenger RNA of Drosophila willistoni, 2736 nucleotides long. RefSeq names its product kinesin-like protein Klp59C (gene Klp59D). NCBI's taxonomy places the organism in Eukaryota, Metazoa, Arthropoda, Insecta, Diptera, Drosophilidae. The record is from RefSeq and is a predicted model, not a curated record. The transcript is spliced from 3 exons. The coding region runs from base 373 to 2610 and encodes 745 amino acids. Gene Ontology annotation, molecular function: ATP binding; microtubule motor activity; microtubule binding. Gene Ontology annotation, biological process: microtubule-based movement.
AUUCAGAUUUACAUUUCAGAUUGAUUCCUUCAUUUUAUCACACUAAAUCAGAAAUGAACAACGCCAUAAACUCUGGGGAAAAAUUAAAUAAAUAAAUAUAUAUAGAAAAGUCCGAUAUUUUUUCUUCUUCAUUUCGCGUUACAACAAAAACAAAAAAGGAGUUCUUUAUAACCUUCAAAAUUGUUUCAUCUAAGUGGUUUUUAAUUGUUUCGCUUUUAUAUUUUCAAUAUUUUCUUUUCUUUUUGGACAAAAUUUACUUUUCAAGAAGAGAAAAACGAAACCUAGUUCGGACAAAGAAGUCAGAACAGCAGGCGAGAACAUUUAAAUACAAAAGUACGCGAAACGAGAGAGAGAUAUUAUAUAUAUAUAUAUAUGGAACAUUUACCAAUCGGACAAUCAAUAAAUAUCAAACGUUCGGACGGACGCAUACACCAGGUGAUUGUUACAUCCAAGAAUAUUGAACACGAUUCCAUAACAACCGAAUGGACUGAGGGUAAUAAUAUAAGAGGCAAAGAGAUAUCCAUGAAUGUUGUAUUGGCCCUUAACGAGGGUUUGCUUAAGAAUUUAACUACCGAAAUGCCCCCAACUACUGGCGGCAAAAUGAUGGGAGGCGGUAACGGCGAAACUGCCUUGGGUAAGGAUACCGAUACAUAUCGCAAGUCAUUGCUUCAUAAUAAUACUCCCUAUGGAGGAGGACGUCUACGUGGACCGGGCAAUAAACUACCUCCGCGUCGCAAUAGUCUAGCAGCGAGGAAGACUCAGUCGUUGAUUGUCACACGUCCAGGUGGAGGGGGUCUCUUACGUGGUGCGGCACGUAUAGCGGAGAAUAACACAAAGCAAUCAAAGACUGGCAAUCUGCGCUGCUCCAGUGUGGUGCGUGAAGUGGAACGCAUGAAGGAAGAACGUGAACGACGACGUCAAUUGCAGGCCGAACAGCGUCAGGAGAAGAGUGCCCUGAUGAGCAGAGAUCCGGGUAAUCCCAACUGGGAGGUUGCCAUGAUGGUACGUCAAUAUCGUGAUACACUCGCCUUCAAGCCGCUGCGUAGCCUAAGUCCGCGUGGAGCCCGGGUGCAACAGAUCACAGUCUGUGUGCGCAAACGUCCGAUGAGUCGCUCGGAGCUAACCAAUAGGAACGUAGAUGUCAUUUCGGUGCCCAGUCCGGACUCGUUGGUGGUGCAUGAAUUGCGCAACAAGGUGGACCUCACCAAGUUCCUAGAACAUCAUAAAUUCCGUUUCGAUUACACAUUCGAUGAACAGUGUUCCAAUAAGUUGGUCUAUGAUCACACAGCUCGUCCUUUGAUACGUACAAUGUUUGAGGGUGGCAACGCCACGUGCUUUGCCUAUGGACAGACGGGCAGUGGCAAGACGCACACCAUGGGUGGUGAAUUUUUGGGUAAGGUUCAAGAUUGCAGCACUGGAAUCUAUGCCAUGGCCGCCAAGGAUGUGUUCAUUGAGAUGGCCAAACCGGAAUAUCGCAAAAUGAAUACCGAGAUAACUUGCAGUUUCUUUGAGAUUUAUGGCACCAAGGUUUACGAUCUACUUCAUCCGGAUAAGCCGAUGCUGCGUGUACUUGAGGAUGGCAAUCAGCAGGUGGUAGUUGUUGGCCUUACCGAAAUGGCCGUCACCAAGGUGGAUGAUGUCCUAGAGCUAAUAGAGUUGGGCAAUAAAGAGCGCACUUCGGGCAAGACUUCCGCCAAUGCCAAGUCAUCGCGUUCACAUGCUGUCUUUCAGAUAGGUCUCUACAAGGGAGACUCCAUUCAUGGCAAGUGCUCGUUUGUGGAUCUGGCUGGCAAUGAACGUGGAGCAGAUACCAAGACAGCGAAUCGUCAAACCCGUAUCGAGGGAGCGGAAAUCAACAAGUCACUUUUGGCUCUCAAGGAAUGCAUUCGCGCAUUAAGUCGUGGUUCUGGUCACUUGCCGUUCCGUGGAUCAAAGCUCACUCAAGUUCUCCGCGAUUCCUUUGUGGGUGGAAAACGUAAUAAGACCUGUAUGAUUGCCAUGAUAGCCCCCGGACUGACCUCCGUGGAACACACUCUCAACACCCUACGCUACGCAGAUCGUGUUAAAGAACUAAUAGCCAAGGAUGAGGAAACCGUUAGAGUGCCCAUGGGCGAGGAGUCAAAUGAUGUAUACGAAGAGUACGAUGUGGAAAUGGAUGACUUGCAAAUGGAUGAGAACGGAGAUAGUCCAAGAUCAAAUUUCUCUGAAGGCGAAGUCGAUGAGAAUAACCCAGCGGAUGAUGGUAGCAAUUCCAUUGCCACAGAUGAUGAAGCCUUGCAUUCCGAUCUGAGUACCAGCGGUGAUGAAAAUAUCGAAAUGAAUCCCGAUUUCAGCAAUGUGCUAUCGAACAAUCGUCCACCGAUUAAACUCUCUCAGGUGAUGGUACAACAUCGUGUGCUUAAUGAAUAUCUGGAGAAUUUCGUGCGAAACUUUAAGGAUUUGGAGACUCCCUCAAAUCAGCAUAAUCCCCAGUUAAAUAAUUAUCUGGAGAAUGCCGAUCCAACAUUCCAUGAGCUCAUCACUUUGGUUACCUAUACCCGAGACAUGAUCUUGAAUUUUAAUUCUCAGAGGAUUUUAUCGAAUACGGAGAAAAAUAAUCAUGCCGCCUAGAAAGAUAAAUAGAACUUUUUCCCCAUCUGCUUUAUAUACAUACAUAUAUUUAUUUUCUAUAUAUUAGUUUCGUAAGAGCCUCUCAGACGAUGAGCUCACAGCAAAUUUGAAAAUUCGAUAAAUGCA